AUGGCGUCCCCAAGUGAGAAGCUCUUUGUGCGCAAAAUCGAGCAGAACGCCCGCUUGAUCCCCACCAACAUCUUCGCGCGCGUCCCGCUCGACGACUGGGAGACGAACGGCUACCGCUCCAUCACCUGGAAACAGUACAACGACGGCAUCAACAAGAUCGCGCACUGGCUGGAUGAGACGCUCGGUAAGUCGGUGGACAACGACACGGUGUCGUACUUUGGGGCCAACGACAUCCGCUAUGCCUUCAUCUUUGCUGCGCUGAACAAGACCAACCGCAAGCUGCUCACCCCUGACGGCCGCCUUAUGAAGGGCGCGCUGCACGGCCUCCUGUCCGCAUCCAACUGCAAGGCGUGGCUGUACACCGAGGACGAGAUCGCCGCCCAAACCCCCUUCGGCCUGGAAGAGACCGGCAUCGUGCUGCAAGCUUUCCCGUCCCUGGAAUGGUGCCUCGAAGCCGAGGACACCACGCCGUAUCCGUACACCAAGACCUACGAGGAGCACAAGCUGGAGGAGAUCCUCAUCAUCCACACCUCCGGCACGACCGGCCCGCCCAAGCCCAUCUACAUGAACAACGGCUUCUGGGCGGCGGCCUGCGCGUCGCCGCAGCUGGCCAAGCGGAACUGGCCGAGGGGGAUCUGUACCGAGGAGCUGUACGGCCGGAGUCUGAUAUUGGCCUGCCCGAUGCGCUGGAACUCGGGGCUGAUCCUGACCAACGCCUUUGGCGUGUUUGCAAACACCUGCUGCGUGCUGCCCCCGGCCGACGCCGUGGGCCUGCCGCCCGCCAUGUUCGACCGGCUCACCAAGCUCAAUCACGUCGAGGGGCUGGUGGCAACGCCCUUCACCGUCGUCGAGCUGUUCAACGACGUCACGACCCGCCCGACGCUCCAGGCCCUGGAGUUUGUCACCUACCUCGGCGCGCGGCUGGACAAGGUCGUCGGCGACGCGCUGGUGCAGCACACGCGCCUCGGGUCCGUCAUCGGCGCCACCGAGACCGGCGGGCGGUUCUCGUUUCUGCCACGCGACAAGAGGUUCUGGCACACGUACGACUUCAUCCCGGAGGCGCACGUGCGGCUCGUCCCGAUCGACAAGUCGGGCCUGCCGACAAACGCGGCCGAGGGAGGCGACGUGCACCGCAUGUUCAUCGACCGGCCCGAGGGGGACAUCAGGGAGUACAUGUGCGCGUUUUGGAACGUGCGGAUGUUUGAGGGCGUCGACACCAUCGACACCAAGGAGCUGUGGCGGCCGGUGGACUGCGACGGGGAGGUGCGGUGGGAGUUCUUCGCGCGGGCCGACGACUCGGUCAAGCUGUUUGGCGGGGUGUCCUUCGACGCGGCCGAAUUCGAGACGCCGAUCGCGAGACACCCCGGUAUCCGACACGUGUUUGUCGGGGGCGCUGGCCGGCCGGCGCCGUUUGUGAUCCUGGACAUGUACGAGGAGGCGGUGCGCGGGCGGGACAGAGGGGACGUUGCGAGGGAGAUUUGGGAGACGGUCGUCGAGCCGCUGAACCGCCAGGUGGUCAAGGAGAUCCGCAUUCCCGUGGAGACGGUCAUGGUGGCGGCGGAGGGGCGGCCGUUGCCUCUGAGUCUCAAGCAGCUGGUGCUUCGGACGCGGGCGGAGGAGGAGUACAAGGCGGAGAUUGAGGCGGCGUACGGGAAGUUGAACGAGGAGGGUCAGGAUAGUCGGGAGAAGUUUGCCGAGUUUAUGAAGUAG
Messenger RNA from Colletotrichum destructivum, 1710 nucleotides. RefSeq names its product Putative AMP-dependent synthetase/ligase domain, AMP-binding, ANL domain-containing protein. Lineage: Eukaryota; Fungi; Ascomycota; Sordariomycetes; Glomerellales; Glomerellaceae. Gene Ontology annotation, biological process: fatty acid metabolic process. The coding region runs from base 1 to 1710 and encodes 569 amino acids. The record is from RefSeq and is a predicted model, not a curated record. The transcript has 2 exons. Gene Ontology annotation, molecular function: medium-chain fatty acid-CoA ligase activity.